ACAGGAAACGAUCGAAGAGCUCCUGAGCCUUGUUUGAGUGCUGUGCUGGUUGGGGCUGGUCAGUGUUGUCACAGGGCAGCAUGAGACUGUCAUCUUGGAGGGGACGUGUAUUUUGGAAAAAAAAGUCCGUUUGACGACUCGCCAGUUCAUAACUGACAUGUGGCGGAGCAGAACCCUCUCACUGAUAUUUGCACUGUUGCUGGGCUCAGAGGUUACAUGGUGCGAUGAUGUGGAAUACAUGACUGCGGAUGACCAGCAAGAGAAUUUGGGCAACAUAUCCACAGUCCUUGGAGCGACGCGUCACCAGAUCCUGGCUGCGCAGUUCGAGUGCUACCUGAAGAUAAUCCGCGAUCCACCACGAGCAGAAGAAGGUAAUUACUGCAACCGCACAUGGGACGGCUGGCUGUGUUGGGGGGAUUCGUCUCCAGGGACGGUCAUACAGAUGUGCCCUGAAUACUUCCACGAUUUUGACCCUGCUGAAAAAGUUACCAAAGUUUGUUACCCUGAUGGACAGUGGUUCCACCACCCAGACAGCAACAGAGUGUGGUCCAACUACACGCAAUGUACGUUCUACACUAAGGACAAACUCAAGUUUGCCAUCAGUCUGUACUACCUGGCCAUGGUGGGACAUGGCCUCUCCAUUGUCUCCCUCAUCAUUUGCCUCGUCAUCUUCUCUUAUUUCAAGAGUCUUAGCUGCCAGAGAAUCUCCCUCCAUAAGAACAUGUUCCUCUCCUUCAUUUUCAACUCGAUUGUAACCAUCAUGUGGCUCUCUCUGACAGUUGCCAACAACCAGGCCAUAAACACAAGCAACCCUAUGAGCUGUAAAGUGUUGGCUGUGCUCACCCAAUACACGUUGACCUCAAACUACUUCUGGAUGCUGUGCGAGGGCAUCUACCUUCACACGCUCAUUAUCGUGGCCGUCUUUGUGGGAGAGCAGAAGCUCUUCUGGUACUAUGUCUUGGGGUGGGGCUUUCCCAUCAUUCCUGCCAUCACCUAUGCUGUUGCUCGUGGGCUCUUCUUUAAUGAUAAGUGUUGGAUCAACUCAAACACUUACCUGCUUUACAUCAUUCAUGGACCCAUCCAAGCAGCGCUGCUGGUAAACUUGUUCUUCCUCCUGAACAUUUUGCGGGUUCUGAUCACCAAGCUUAAGGAGACCCACUGUGCCGAGUCCACAACCUACAUGAAGGCCGUGAGAGCCACGCUUAUCCUUGUCCCUCUGCUCGGAGUCCAGUUCAUUCUUGUUCCCUGGAGGCCAGAAGGGCGCAUCAGCCGGGCCAUAUAUGAUUUCUUUAUAAAUAUCUUCUGUCAUUUCCAGGGACUCCUGGUGGCAAUUAUAUUAUGUUUCUGCAAUAGUGAGGCCCAAACGGCACUGCAGAGGAAAUGGGCCCAGUGGAAAUUGGCGUGGGGUAAGACGGGCUGGGGAGAGACCCCCGUUAGCAACAGCCACUUCAGCUACCACCACAACUCAUCAAUUACAGAGACCAGUCGCACCACCGUCAGCAUGGAACAGCCUGAUACGCAUUGGAAAAGCGGCGAGGACGCUGGCUUCCUGUCCGGGAAGCAGCCAGGGAGAAGUGUGGAGUGCACCAAUGGGGAGGUGGAUGUGCUCAACAAGCCGCACCUCACUGAAAUGUGACAUAGCAGAAGGGGUAUCUAUUUGUUUUUGUUUUUUUUUGUUUAAGAAAAAAAAAGUAUCCUGUAUUAUUUUUGGAACAUGAAGCGCAUUUAAAGUCCUUUGAUUUUUCUCCCGCGUGCCCCAUGUAUGCAAGUCGGUUUUUCAGUUCGUCGUCUGUAAUUCCAAUUCCUUGCUAUUUAUUCCAAGCAUCUAAUUGCAUCUAAAUAGCAGCACCUUUUUCUUCAAACCUUUUUCUUUUUUUACUAUCGGAGCCCGUCCUCAGCUCCACUUGAAUCAACACCCGUGUAAAUUGCACAGCGAACAAAAGCACACAAUAUCCAGCCCAAAUCUAGCAUAAUAGCAAUCAUAAUUUAUCAAAUACAUAAUCCAAAUAAUCGAUUUGACACAGAAUACUUCAGAAAGAUAUUGCGGUUUAUAAUUGGAAUGAAUUAUGAAUGAAAUGUAUAAUUGUAUAAAAAUAGACUCGUUCAUAGUCUAUCAUAGUCUACCUAUUAUUAGAGCACUUGCAAAACAAGCAUACAUUUUGUGAUAACAGCUUCGAUUUACGCACAUGUAUACACUGUUAAAUACACAAUGUAUAUUAUUUUGUCGUACUUAUAUUAAGUUAAUGUACAAUAUGUGGCUGUAGAAUCUUUGAUUUAUUUCUCAUUUCAUGGAUGGAUGGGUGGACUAGUUGGGAAAAAUAAAAACUCCAUAGGUUGCAUAUAUCUGAGGAACUA
This is a messenger RNA of Syngnathus typhle (broad-nosed pipefish), 2355 nucleotides long. RefSeq names its product calcitonin receptor-like 2 (gene calcrl2). Gene Ontology annotation, molecular function: calcitonin gene-related peptide receptor activity; adrenomedullin receptor activity; calcitonin receptor activity. Gene Ontology annotation, biological process: angiogenesis; cell surface receptor signaling pathway; adenylate cyclase-activating G protein-coupled receptor signaling pathway. NCBI's taxonomy places the organism in Eukaryota, Metazoa, Chordata, Actinopteri, Syngnathiformes, Syngnathidae. Bases 158 to 1636 code for a protein of 492 amino acids. The record is from RefSeq and is a predicted model, not a curated record. Gene Ontology annotation, cellular component: plasma membrane. The transcript is spliced from 13 exons.